This is a messenger RNA of Ricinus communis (castor bean), 2798 nucleotides long. RefSeq lists its product as uncharacterized. The coding region runs from base 1687 to 2346 and encodes 219 amino acids. The record is from RefSeq and is a predicted model, not a curated record. NCBI's taxonomy places the organism in Eukaryota, Viridiplantae, Streptophyta, Magnoliopsida, Malpighiales, Euphorbiaceae. The transcript has 2 exons.
AAAAGGAACAUUUCAUGAUCUCAAACGGCAGACUUUCCAGAAAAAAGAAAGAUUAAAUUAUUACGUAGGUAAUGGAUGCAAGACUUUGGAUUUGUUGAGAAAAUUUAUGGGAUUAUCCUCUUUAAGGAUAAAUGUAUAUAUAUAUAUAUAUAUGAUGAUGACCACAUAGUUUGUACAUAAUGAAACACCAAAUUAAAGAAGAAGAAAAAAAAAAAAAAAAAAGAGAAAGAAAAAGAGAGUUGACCCACAAACUUAUCACAGGUCAUUAUCCAACAGAGUCCCACAUCUUGAUUUGAGAUGAGAAGACCUCUCACCUUACCCAACCCCAUCUCCGUCCCUGACCUGAACUAUAAUUGCAUCCAUUGAUAACAUAAACAACAAAAAAACAAACAGAUAAUAAUAAUAGCCCUCUUUUUCUCUUUCUCUGGCCUCUGCUUUGCUAGCAUAUACUAUACUGUCUUUUUUUAUCGAUCUUUAUCUGCUGUAAUCCCCAAAACCCAGGAAGCAUUGAAGAAUGGAAGGAAGUAUUCAAUAGAUAGGGAGUUGAGUCACAGUUACAGAACCCAUCCAAAAAAUAAAAAGUUUAGCCUUUUUACUUUUCUUUUUAAAACUAAAAUAAGAAAAGGUUCUUGUUUUGUUCUUUUGGCUUGCUUCACACUUCCACAUAAAUACUUUCACACUCAGUGUUUUCUCUCUGGAUAGUGGGUGGCGACGAGUGACUGCCUAAUGAGAUAUGAGUUGUAGUGAGUAAAUUUGAGGAUAAGGUUACUGAAAUAUGUGAGGCUGCUCUAACCAAUCGCUUUUCACCACCUUUCCCAAUCAAAAUGCCAGACUCUUUUCAGUACUCAAAUAUAGAUGCAUUUUUAUAUUGUUUAAAUAGUAAAUAAAAGACAUUUUUGUUUCCUUUAGAUGCAUUGUACAUUACUCUCUGUAUUAUUUGCAUAGAACCCAUAUCAAGAAACCUCUUAACCCAAUAUACUGAGUUGUAUUUCUUUUUUCUAGAGGCAGUAAUAUGCUUUGACAUGACUUGUGUUUCUGGGUUUGCUAAGUGCUUCUCAUUUUUUGCCUCCCAAAACCUAACUUCUUCCUGUGGGCGUCUGGUUUUAUUUGCACUAAAGCCGCUUAUACCGUAGUGACCCAUUUCCAGUUGUUGCAGUAUACCAUUUUAAGGCCCUUGAAAUCUGUGACUUCCUUUGGAGGUAUUCCAGCUUCUCCCUUUGCUUUGCUGGUGGGUUAAUAUUAAGCAACCCAUUAAAGACUAAAAAGAAUUUUGUAACCAAAAAAGAAAAUAUCUUUUGAAAAAGCUCUGCUUCCUGGUGGGUGUUGGAACAGAGCCUAGGUAGAUUCCUGAUAUUAUUCUCUUAAGUAAAACCCCUCUCUUUCUCUCUUUUUGAUUCCCAAUACAAUUUAAAAAACGAAAAAGAAAAAGAAAGAGAAAAGGAAAAAUCAGUUAUAUAUUAUAUCAUAUGUAGCGCCAUUCGCACUUACUCCACUCUUUUCCAUUUUACAUAUAAAUGACAAAACAACCAAGUGUAAAUAGAAAACUAAGAAGUGAAGUAGCCUUCCUUUUACUUACUCAAUCUAUUUAUAUUCUUAGCAGUAACUCUGCUGCUCAACAAAUCUUCUCUCUUCCUCUGCCCUCGAUUCUUUUAUUUUUCUUUUUCUUUUUCAUUGUAGCAAACAGUAAUGGCAGAUUGGCAUGGUAUGAUGGGCAAUAACAGUGUUGGUGGUUAUAGUAGGAGGUCAAUGAGAGACGAAGAUUUUGAAGAAGAAGAUAUAUGGUCAGUUGUUAAAGAAAGGGAAGACUCAAGUCCCAAGAUUAGGAAAUCUAAAGAUAAUUACUGUUCUUCCUCUCCUUCUUCUUCUGCAUGGCGCUUGCAUAGUGCACCAAGAAUGAUACCAAGAGCUAAUAUUGUUAGCCCAACGUCAGCUGGAGUACCGGCAACAUCAACUCAUGAAGCUAAAGCUGUUCAACAGUCAUCAGCUCCUGUCAACAUCCCUGAUUGGUCAAAGAUUUAUGGUAAAAAUACAAGAAUGGGGUCAUGGGCUAAUAAUGAUGAUGAUGAUGAUGAUGAUGAUGGUAUUGUUUAUGAUGACGGAGAGGAUCACGGCCAUGUUAAUGGCAAUGGGUAUUAUUAUAAUUAUAAUAAUAAUAAUGUUGAUGUUAAUGGAAAUGAUGAUGAAGAAGAUGAAAUGGUGCCUCCGCAUGAAUGGAUAGCUAAGAAACUUGCAAGAAGUCAGAUUUCUUCUUUUUCUGUUUGUGAAGGUAUUGGAAGAACACUCAAAGGAAGAGAUCUUAGCAAGGUGAGGAAUGCUAUUUUGGCAAAAACAGGUUUCUUAGAGUAGUAAUUAAUAUCUCAUGCACAAACCAACUUCUUGUGAUCAUCAUCAUCAUCAAGAUUUCAUCUUUCAUCUUCCCAUCUUCAUCACCAUCAUCAUUUAUAUCAUUGCCUGAGAAGGGUCCCAUGUAAUCUUUUUAUUUGUUUUUAUUAUUAAUUAUUGUUGCUAAUAUGGUAUGUAUUGUACUAGGGUGAGUAGAAGUCAGAGCUGCCUUUUUUUGUUAUAGUUUUUUAGGAAGAGGGAAAAAAUUUUAAAAAGAAAAGAAAUCACUUUGGCAGCCUCUGAAGUUUUGUCUGGUAGCCUGGUAGAAUGUGUUUUGGGUAAUUGUAGUGAACCUGUAACAGGAUAUGUUGAAAAGGGAUUAGUUAAUCUCCAAAAUCUUCCUAUCUGCCCUUUGUCUGCUUUUGCUUUUUUUUUUUUUUUCUAUUAUUUAUUAAUUUACUAGUGUUUAAUUUCAA